AUGCUGUGUCUCGGAUCACUACUCCAUCCUUACAGCCGCCUCACCCAGUUCCGGCAGGUUUGGGACUCCCUCAGGUUUCCCCUUCUGGGGUGCCCAAUGUUCAACGAAGAGAUGCAGGUACAGACGGUUUGCGCGGUCUUACUGUGCUUCACCUGCGGCGCGCUGUGUUCAGAGCUGGACCUGGACCAGAGGGCCCUGACGCAGGAGAUCCUGAGCAGUCUCUUCUCUGCAAAGAUGAGACCACAGAGCGCCCCCUUCUGGAGAGUGUCUCUGUCCACGCUCUGUCGCCUGGUGUCUGAGGCCGACGAGGGGCGGAGCCAAGAGGUGGAGGAGGCGGAGCUGAGCCAGACAGGCCCCGCCCCCCUGAACGAGCAGCUGUACGGACUCCGAGUGCUGUGUCAGCGUCUGCAGGAGCGCGAGCAACAGCUGCAGCAGGACUCGUCGGAGCUGCUGGACCUCAACAACGUCCCGGCGAAGAGGAGGACUCCGUACAUCUUAAAGAAACGGGCGUCCACCAGGUCCAAGCCCCGGCGACCGUACAUCCUGAAGCGCAGCGCGGACUACUGA
Molecule: messenger RNA, 567 nt
Organism: Knipowitschia caucasica
Lineage: Eukaryota; Metazoa; Chordata; Actinopteri; Gobiiformes; Gobiidae
Source: the annotation of a GenBank genome assembly